This is a messenger RNA of Syngnathus typhle (broad-nosed pipefish), 850 nucleotides long. Its product is annotated as WAP, Kazal, immunoglobulin, Kunitz and NTR domain-containing protein 1-like. NCBI's taxonomy places the organism in Eukaryota, Metazoa, Chordata, Actinopteri, Syngnathiformes, Syngnathidae. The transcript is spliced from 6 exons. Bases 48 to 578 code for a protein of 176 amino acids. The record is from RefSeq and is a predicted model, not a curated record. Gene Ontology annotation, molecular function: serine-type endopeptidase inhibitor activity.
CGUGUGGAGCUUUCUCGGCGUCAGAUCCUGUCGCUCGCUCCCAGCCCAUGGCAACGGAGCAACUCGCGGCCCGGAAAGCUGUGGAGGGCCGUGAGCUGCGCGUGGUGAUGAACACCAACGACCCCGACUACGAGCACAUCUACUCUAUCGACAACUAUGACGACCCUUUAGAUGAGCUGCUGUAUUUCCCUCCUGCUGACAAUCACACUGACGAUGAACCCAACAAACACAAAACGGUCAAAGUUGAAGCCCCUAAAACUGCACCCAAUGUCGUGAGAGUUGGUGGAGAAAGAGGAGGCAAAGUUCCAGCUCUGAAACCACCCAAGGCCAGAAAAGUCAGGUCCACCAAAAGAGCCCAAGGCGAAGCUCCAGGAGAAGCGUGCCUGGUACCCAUGGAGGAGGGCAACUGCAGUCGCUUCACGUUGCGCUGGUACUUUAACAGCCACGUCCGAGCAUGCAGGCCCUUCAUCUACAGCGGUUGCGGGGGAAACGACAACCGAUUUGUUCACUUGGAGGAGUGUGAGGAGGUGUGCCUUGGAAAGGCUCAAGGGUCUCCCUUGCUGCAAACAUCUCGGUGAUGGUGAUCAAGUCCUUCUCAACACAGGAGCAUCAUCCUUUCUAUAGCUUUGAAAUCAUUCUAUUGUUAUAUAUAUCAAUGGUAAAUAUUUUUUUAUUUAUUAUUUCAACAUCAAAACACACUUGAUCAAUUUGCUUUAUCCUUAUAAAAUAAAAUAAGGCAGAAAAGGCAACUACUAUAUUGGUCUUUAUUAUUUAAAUACUAUAAAUGCAAUGUAACAAUGAUAACACCUCAAUGUCAUCUGCGGCUACACAAAUAAAUCAUUUCAAUGUG